Messenger RNA from Colletotrichum karsti, 711 nucleotides. Its product is annotated as deoxyribose-phosphate aldolase. Gene Ontology annotation, molecular function: deoxyribose-phosphate aldolase activity. Gene Ontology annotation, cellular component: cytoplasm. Gene Ontology annotation, biological process: deoxyribonucleotide catabolic process; carbohydrate catabolic process. Bases 1 to 711 code for a protein of 236 amino acids. NCBI's taxonomy places the organism in Eukaryota, Fungi, Ascomycota, Sordariomycetes, Glomerellales, Glomerellaceae. The record is from RefSeq and is a predicted model, not a curated record. The transcript is spliced from 2 exons.
AUGAGUCCGCCAACCGUCGCCGAGCUUGCAAAGCUCACUGACCAUUCCGUUAUCGACCCUUUCCAUACGGAAACUGAUUUGAGAGAGGGAGUCGCCCUAGCCAAGAAAUACAAAACGGGGCAGUUUGUAACACAACCUUUCCGCGUUAAGCAAGCUCGUGAGCUCCUGAAAAGCACCGAUAUCAAGCUCCAGACGUUUGUGGGCCCUCCUCAUGGAAGCGAUCACACCGCUGUCAAAGUCCUCCAGGCCUCCCUAGCUCUCGAGGAUGGGGCACAGGAAAUCGACAUGGUCAUUAACAUCUCUGCCUUGCUUUCCGGAGAUAUCAAGUACGUGGAAGAAGAGAUCAAGACUGUCGUUGAAACAGCAAAAAAGUACGAUGUGAUUGUGAAGGCCAUCAUUGAAGUCUUCUUCUUGAAUGACGAACAAAUCAAGACGGCGGGAUUGGCAGCUGAGCGGGCUGGUGUUGGCUUCGUCAAGACCUCGACCGGCACCAAACCGGACAGAGUGCCGGAUGUGGAACAUGCCGUGAAGGUCCUGAGAUCUGUGUUGAAGCCCACGACGGUGAUCAAAGCAUCUGGUGGUUGUUACACUACUGAUGCGAUUGUGACUUACUACAAGGCUGGCGCGAGGCGGUUCGGUGCAUUUGAGACCGCCAAGAUCCUUGAAGGCUAUGAGGAGCUGCUGCUCCGGGGCGCGAUAGGGCUAGAGUAA